AUGAGCCCUGGUUCUCCUUUCCUUGCUCUGGCCUCACAGGAGGAGCUGGCCGCGAGCCGUGGGCCACGCUGGCCUCAGCCAGAUUUCCUGGCCAAAAGCGGGAGGAGAGAUGCCCUGGACCGUCCUGCUCUUUGCAGCCGGCUCCUUGGCGAUCCCAGCACCAUUCAUCAUGCUGGUGCCCCCACACCCCAGCAGCCAAGAGGACCCCAUCCACAUCUCGUGCAUGGCCCCCGGGAAUUUCCCAGGGGCGAAUUUCACAUUGUACCAAGGGGAGGAGGUGGUGCAGCUCCUGCAGGCCCCCGCGGACCAGCUCAAGGUCAUCUUCAACCUGAGUGGUGGCAGCAGGGAGGUUCCAGGCGGACCAUUCCGCUGCCAGUAUGGCGUGCUCGGCGAGCACAGGCAGCCCCAGCUGUCGAACCUCAGUGAGCCCGUGCACGUCUCCUUCCCAGUGCCCACCUGGAUCCUGGCACUUUCCUUGAGCCUGGCUGGAGCCUUCCUCCUCCUCGCUGGGCUGGUGACCAUUGUUGUAGUCCUCAGGAAAGUUAAAGUAAAAAACUUGCAGAAGAAACGGGAACGAGAAUCCUGCUGGGCCCAGGUUAACUUCGCUGCCACAGACAUGGCCUUCGAUAACUCCCUGUUUACCAUCUCGAAAAUGACUUCAGAAGAAGAUGUAAGCACCCUGGAUGCUCCCUCAGGUUCCGCUGAGACAGCUGACAACUCCAGGCCCCGGAAGAGGCCCACCUCCACGUCAUCCUCACCUGAGCCCCCCGAAUUCAGCACAUUCCGGGCCUGCUAGGGGAGCCCCUCUCUGUCUGUGUGCCCUCCAUUCAGCCCUCCCCCUUGAGCUGGCAGGGCUUUGUAGGGCCUCAGGUCCCUCCAGCUACUUUGGGGACUUCCAGCUGCUGCUUUUUCAGGGAUGUGAACAGAGCAGAUGAAGGGGGACUCCUGGCCUUGGGACCUUCCUCGUAAAGGAGCAGGAGUGGGAGAGGGCAUGCAAGCAUCGGAGGCUGGACAGAAAGCCCCUCUGGCUUCCCAGCUUCUCAGAUCACCAGGGAAGGAGAUGUUAGGAUCCUUCUUGGCCUUCAGCUGGGCUAUUAUGAAGUCUGAGCUCUCAGCACACCCCUCCGGUUUCUUCCUUCCCAUGCCACACCUGACUUCGCCAACCUGACUGGGUUUCUGGAGCAUAGGGUACCCGGGGGUAUAUUCUAUGUGCCCUGCUGGCAUGCCUAAGUUAUUAAUUAUAAUGUUUUGAGCUGUUCUCAAGGCCUCUAUAGAGUGUAGUCCUUCAAGCCUGGGAUCUCUGGGGUCCAAUAACUGAUUGUGGGGGUAGGGGCAGUACCCCUCAACUGCAUGCAGUCGGGAUGGUGUAUGGGGGUGGCCCAUGGGGGU
Messenger RNA from Hippopotamus amphibius kiboko, 1389 nucleotides. It is a transcript of the gene C15H19orf38, whose product is annotated as chromosome 15 C19orf38 homolog. The coding region runs from base 110 to 796 and encodes 228 amino acids. The record is from RefSeq and is a predicted model, not a curated record. The transcript is spliced from 7 exons. NCBI's taxonomy places the organism in Eukaryota, Metazoa, Chordata, Mammalia, Artiodactyla, Hippopotamidae.